Messenger RNA from Drosophila bipectinata, 561 nucleotides. Its product is annotated as retinin-like. The record is from RefSeq and is a predicted model, not a curated record. NCBI's taxonomy places the organism in Eukaryota, Metazoa, Arthropoda, Insecta, Diptera, Drosophilidae.
GUUCUAUAUAAGCUCCAUCGGCGAUUCCCAGACAUCAUCAGUCAACCUUUGGAUCUUCUCGAGCCAACAAGCCAAGCAAACAAAAAACAAUCUUCAAAAUGUUCAAAUUCAUCGCCGUCAUUGCCCUCCUGGUCGCCACCACCAGCGCUGGUCUGAUCGAGACCCACCAUGUGGUCCAUGAGCCCGUCCUAGCCAAGGUGGGAGCUGUGGUGCACUCUGCCCCGUCUGCCGUGUCCCACCAGAGCAUCACCCAAGUGCACAGCAAGGCCGUCGUCCAGCCCGUGGUGGCUCCUGUCCUGAAGACCACCAUCCACGCAGCUCCUGUGGUUCACUCCGUGCCUUUGGUGCAUGCUGCCCCCGUUGUCCACUCCGUGCCAGUGGUGCAUGCCGCUCCCGUUGUCCACUCCGUGCCGGUGGUGCACUCGGCCCCUCUCAUCAAGUCCGUCCUGCACCCAGCUCCUCUGGCCUACACCCUCCACCAUUAAAGUACUCUUUUUGUUAAAUUGUUGACCUUAAAAAAUUGAUUAAUAAAAUCCAUAAAAGUAUUAUUGAACCAUAAAA